ACAAUCCGCCUAAAGUCACAAAAUGUUUCUUUCAAAAGUAUCAUACACAUUCCUUCAAUUUAAUACUAAACACAAUGACUAUUACUAAACAACCAGCUGUCUUUUAUGUUAACGCCGCACUUUUCGAUUGUGAUGGUACUUUAGUUAACUCUACUGGUGCUAUUUCUGAAUUCUGGAGAGAUUUCGGAAAGACCAGACCACAUGUCAACCCAGAAGAAAUCAUCAGAACCUCCCACGGUUGCAGAACUUUCGAUGUUAUUGCUAAGUGGUCUCCAGAAGAUGCUAUCCCAGACCAAGUUACUCAAUGGGAAGGUGACAUUCCAGACUCUUAUGGCCACGCUGCCAAGCCAAUCAAGGGUGCUGUUGAACUUGUCAAGUCUUUCGACAAGUUCUCUAGAGAAGAAACUGAAAACAAGAAGCAAAGAUGGGCCAUUGUUACCUCUGGUACUCUCCCAUUAGCCACCAAGUGGUUGAAGCUUCUUACUAUCGACCAACCAGAUUGUUUCAUCACCGCUGAAAAGGUCACCAAGGGUAAGCCACAUCCAAUGGGUUACCAAAACGCCAGAAACACCUUAGGAUACGAACCAGCCCACCACAAGGUUGUUGUCUUUGAAGAUGCUCCUGCUGGUAUCACUGCUGGUAAGGGUGCUGGUGCCAUGAUUGUUGGUAUCUGUUCCACUUACGAUCCAGAAAAGGUCAGAAACUCUGGUGCUGACAUUGUUGUUGAUGACCUUUCUUCAUUCAAGAUUGAGUCUUACAACAAGGAAACUGACGAAUUCAAGGUUGUCGUUUCUGACUACCACUUCGCAAAUGAAGAAUUUUUGCAAUCGGUUUAAGGUUUUUAUAGAGCAUGUAUAAUAGAAAGAUAUAAGAGAAUUAA
This is a messenger RNA of [Candida] anglica, 880 nucleotides long. NCBI's taxonomy places the organism in Eukaryota, Fungi, Ascomycota, Pichiomycetes, Serinales, Debaryomycetaceae. The record is from the annotation of a GenBank genome assembly.